AUGUCAUUUAGACCAGGAAGCAGAGGUGGAUCCCGUGGUGGCCCAAGAGGUGGUGGCCGUGGUGGCCCUAGAGGUGGUGGCCGUGGUGGCCGUGGUGCUCCAAGAGGUGGUGGCCGUGGUGGCCCAAGAGGUGGUGGCCGUGGUGCUCCAAGAGGUGGCCGUGGUGGCCCAAGAGGUGGCCGUGGUGGCCCAAGAGGUGGUGGCCAAGGUGGCCCAAGAGGUGGAGCUAAGGUUGUUAUCGAACCUCACAAGCACGAUGGUAUCUACAUUGCUAGAGGUAAAGAAGAUUUGCUUGUCACCAAGAACGUUGCACCAGGUGAAUCUGUUUACGGUGAAAAGAGAGUUUCUGUUGAAGAACCUUCUAAGGAAGAUGGUGUGCCACCAACCAAGGUUGAAUACCGUGUGUGGAAUCCAUUUAGAUCAAAGUUGGCUGCAGGUAUUAUGGGUGGUUUAGACGAAUUGUUUAUUGCACCUGGUAAGAAGGUUUUAUAUCUAGGUGCUGCUUCUGGUACAUCUGUUUCUCACGUUUCUGAUGUUGUGGGGCCUGAAGGUGUUGUGUAUGCCGUUGAAUUUUCUCACAGACCAGGUAGAGAAUUGAUUGCAAUGGCAAAGAAGAGACCAAAUGUGGUUCCAAUCAUUGAAGAUGCUAGACAUCCACAAAAAUACAGAAUGUUGUUGGGUAUGGUGGACUGUGUCUUUGCAGAUGUUGCACAACCUGAUCAAGCCCGUAUCAUUGCUCUAAAUUCUCACAUGUUUUUGAAGGAUCAAGGUGGUGUGGUCAUCUCUAUCAAGGCAAACUGUAUCGACUCAACAGUGGAUGCAGAAACUGUGUUUGCUCGUGAAGUGCAAAAAUUGCGUGAAGAGAGAAUCAAACCAUUGGAACAAUUGACUUUAGAACCAUAUGAAAGAGAUCACUGUGUCGUUAUUGGUAGAUACAUGAGAAGUGGACUAAAGAAAUAG
Zygosaccharomyces rouxii is the source of this 960-nucleotide messenger RNA. It is a transcript of the gene NOP1, whose product is annotated as rRNA methyltransferase NOP1. The coding region runs from base 1 to 960 and encodes 319 amino acids. The transcript has a single exon. The record is from RefSeq and is a predicted model, not a curated record. Gene Ontology annotation, biological process: box C/D sno(s)RNA 3'-end processing; rRNA methylation. Gene Ontology annotation, cellular component: box C/D methylation guide snoRNP complex; nucleolus; small-subunit processome. NCBI's taxonomy places the organism in Eukaryota, Fungi, Ascomycota, Saccharomycetes, Saccharomycetales, Saccharomycetaceae. Gene Ontology annotation, molecular function: rRNA methyltransferase activity; RNA binding; histone H2AQ104 methyltransferase activity.